This is a messenger RNA of Monoraphidium neglectum, 1407 nucleotides long. RefSeq lists its product as hypothetical. NCBI's taxonomy places the organism in Eukaryota, Viridiplantae, Chlorophyta, Chlorophyceae, Sphaeropleales, Selenastraceae. The record is from RefSeq and is a predicted model, not a curated record. The transcript is spliced from 7 exons. The coding region runs from base 1 to 1407 and encodes 468 amino acids.
AUGCCACCAAAGCCUAGAAUCAAUAAGGAGUCUAAGCUUAUAAAGGAGCUCAGUAGGCUCGUUGUGGAUAAGCAGCAUGAGGUGGCGGGACUUGACGAGGAGCACCGCCACCUGCGCUUGCGCGCCGUCGCCGUCCAGUGUGUUGUGCAGCAAAUCGAAGCGCUGAUCGAGCUGGCCACGGAGCUGCAGCAGCAGCAGCAGGUGCCGUUGCUGCCGCUGCCGCAGCCGCCGCCGCCGCAGCAGCAGCAGCAGCAGCAGCAGCAGCAGCAGCAGCAGCAGCAGCAGCAGCAGCAGCUUGUAGACCUCCAGGGCAGCAACGCCAGCUGCAGCAGCGCGGCAGGGCCGCUGUCUGAGUGGGGGUCGGAGCUAGCCCGUAUCAAGGCAGAGCUGCAGGCCGGCCCGCACUCGCCUUCCCAGUCGUGCAGCGCCGCCUCUGCCGCCGCCGCCGCCGCCGCGGGCCGCUCCGGCGCGCCGGCAGAGCCCGCGCUGAGCGUCAGCUGGUGGCCAGCAGGCGCAGAAGCGCUGGCCGCGGCCCACAGCUGGACAGCAGAGCGCGCCAAGCGGGCCCUUCAGGAGCACCUGCGGCUGUUCGGCCUCCUCACGCCCCGCGUCCGCACCGGCGCCCCCGACGCGGCCUCGGCGCUGCAGCGCCUGGGGCAGGUGCGCGGCGGCCUGCUCGCGUUCUGCUCAGUGCUGACGCUGGUGGCGCCGGAGCUGAUCGGCGGCCUGCUGCUCUCCCCCAUCGACGCCGAGGGGCCGAUGGGGGACGGCAGGGAUCCGCCCCUGGAGCACUACGUUCAUGCUGCGAGACACACGGGGCUGACGCCAGAGCAGGUCCAGCUGGCGCUGAUAAUUGUCGACGCGUACGACGCGCGCCACGCGCGCAUCGCCGAGCGCCGCGACGCCGCCUGCGCGCGGCUCGCCGAGGCGGCGUCGAAGCGGGAAGCAGCGGCGGCGGCGCCGGGCGUGCACAACCUGGCGGAGGAGAACGCGGCGGCGCUGGAGGACCACAGGGUGCUGGAAGAGCUCACGGCCAUUCAGGCGGCUGACAUAUGCGGCAUGGCGGCGCACUCCCUGGCCAUUUAUGACAGCGUCAUGACGGCCGAGCAGUUUGCCGAGUUCAGCGUCCUCUGCUGGCCCCGCGUGCCGACGCUUGCCGCCGUGAAGCAGGCCACCCGAGGCGAGGCCCAUGCGCAACGUCUGGCGCUCGCCUUGCUCGCGCAGGCUCUUCAGGCGCUAUCUGAGGAGUGCCAUGGACAGAAUGGAUGCGCAGGUGCUUCAGGUGGCGCGCGAGAGCAGGGCUCUGGUGGAGCCGGCGGCAGUGGCCGGGGCCCCGGCAGCAGUGGCGGCAAGACCCACGGCUGCGAGCAACACAGGGAUGUGCUGCAGGGCCCUGGUCGGCCGUAG